GUCUUGUUUGCUCAGAUCGAGCACCUGUCCGACGUGUCGACACCCCGCCUCCAACCCUGCUCGCACAGACCGGGACUCGCGCUGUUCGUCUGGCAUGGCGCGCCGCCCACCCAUCGUGUCGGUCGUGGCACUGGUCUCGUUCGCUCUGGGCUGGUUUGUGUCGUCGAGUCUCAUUCACCUGUCGCCAAGUCCGAACUCCCUCACCAGCACUUCACAGUCCAUCAUCGUCUCGAGCGCCGGCAUCCAAUGUCCUGUCUGCAAGUCGUGUCCCAAUCGUCCGCUGACGCCUUGUGUCAGCGAGUCAUCUGUCGCUCCUUAUCUGCUCAAAAAGCACGCAAUCGUCGCGGAGCAACUGAAAGCGCACAUGCUCCGCGCGCGCAGCCAGUUUACAGAACCUUCAACCGACCGCGUUCACCCAGCUCUGAUCGAUUUGCUCCCAUCCGAGUCGGCAAGCAUUCUACAGAAGCCCGUGCUGCCUCCUGUCCUGCAACACGGCAUACGCGUAGCUUCAUUCAAUAUCCGCAAUUUCGUGGAGCCGUGGGAGAUCCGCAAAGCUGCAAUUGCCAGACAACUCCGAGCAACGCAUGCUGAUUUCAUUGGAUUGCAAGAGCUGCGAGUGUUGCCGGAUCAGUCGAUGGGCCAGCUGGAACAACUUGCUCAACUGCUCCCCGAGUAUCGCUUCACACACUUUCAGGCCGCACAAACACUGUCCGGAGAGAUCAUCGAGGGUCUUGGAAUCCUUUCCAAGCACCCUCUGGAGCAUAUCGAAUCUCUCGCAAUCAAUCCGCAUCCGCAGCUCAGCUCGGAUACGAACGCCCGCGUUUGCUUGCGCGUGGAUCUUGAUAUUCCCAAACUGGGGCGUGUCGAGGUUUUCGUCGCCCACCUUUCAUUUGAUGCUGGCGAACAAUGCCGGCAAAUCGCACAAGUCAGUCACUGGAUGGAAUCCACUUGGCAAAGCACCCGCGCAUCACAGAUUCUGCUCGGCGAUUUUAACGUGUAUUUCGAUUUUGAAUGGUCGAUUGAUCCGUUGACUGCGAGAAGCCGGGACGCCAAGGAUUUUUUAGCUUCCCCGCUCAACCCUUGCGCAGCUGCAUACUCGCAACAGUUUCCAUUUCACCUUCCAGAACAUUCCUUUAUCGACGCUUGGCUGAGCUUUGUGGCACAGCUCGACCGUCGCGAAUCCCGAGACAACCCUGGCAUCACCUAUCCAGCCAUGCACAACAUUGCAACCGCUGAUAGUUGUCGACCGGAUCGGAUAUUGCUGCGUAGUGACACGCUUCAUGUGCACCAUGCUCGCCGAUUUGGCUUCCUGCCGUUUGACGACGACGGGACCGAGCUCCCACCAGGUCGCUCGGGAUUUUUCGCCUCCGAUCAUCUCGGCGUGUUGGUUGACUUUGUCGCCCCUCAGUGAGAACGUUCUUGUUCUCACAGACAGCCUUGUCAUUUCAUUGUUAAGACGUUAAUACUAUCAAUUCACAUUUUCG
This is a messenger RNA of Capsaspora owczarzaki ATCC 30864, 1484 nucleotides long. RefSeq lists its product as hypothetical. The transcript has 5 exons. Gene Ontology annotation, cellular component: endoplasmic reticulum. The record is from RefSeq and is a predicted model, not a curated record. Gene Ontology annotation, biological process: GPI anchor biosynthetic process. Gene Ontology annotation, molecular function: catalytic activity. Lineage: Eukaryota; Filasterea; Ministeriida; Capsasporidae. Bases 95 to 1411 code for a protein of 438 amino acids.